UGAAACCCAUACAUAAUGAAAUUGACAACAGAUGAUACGACAUCUGCUACAACCGCCUCCUACGCACCGCAGCUUCAUAUACGUAUGCAUGACCAGGAGCGCCAUCACUUGUUCGUAGUUCACAGAGCAGCUCGGAAGAGAUUCGAAUUCACAGCGAUGGAGCGUCGUUAUCUCCUCCUUUUUGUCGCCUUUGCGGUAGGAGUGGCUGAAGGCAGAUGGAUGAAAGGAAAAUACUCUGAGUGCUUUAACGAAUUCAACGGGACCGAAGGAGUUAUAACCAACGCCGAUCUGACAACGGAUGCGACUUGCAAAGCUGUUAUCAUUAUGGUCGAUGCAGGAGAGCCAGUAACCUUCACCUGCUCUGAAUUCAACUUCAACAGCGGCAAUAACUCUUACUGUAUGAUAGUCUCCACCAAGAAAGGAAAAAAGGGAAAGAGAGGGAAUGGAAAGGGGGGAAACAAUAAAGAUAACGAUGAUCCUCAGCGCCCUAGGAGAGGCGGAAGGAGUGUAGGCGAUGGAACCGACGAGGAAACGGCGCAAGGACUUCUGGCCAAUGCCCUUCUCAGGGGAUCGCUAAGCCAACAUUUCCUGAACCGCGAGAAGAGACAUAGAAAGCACUUCGGAGGAGACUCAAUGGAAAACGGAGAAUCAAUGGAAAACGGGAAAGACUCAAUGGAAAACGGGAAAGAAUCAAUGGAAGCUCAUGGAGUAAGGAGAAGGGGCGGAUGGAGAAAAGGCAAAGGUAAAAGAGGCCAAAAAUUUUGUGAUGAUGCUGCCCCAACAAAUGUUGAAAUAUCAAAGGGCACAGCAAAAAUCAUGCUCGUGCCAAAUCGGAAGGGGAAAUUCCGUGGCGCGAACUCGACUCCAGUCCUCGACGUCGUGGCGUUCGAAUGCAGCUGGGGGCCGAAUUAAACCAGCUGUUGGCCUUUUGCUGUCAGUAGCUUUAUGACACUUUAAUUUAUUUCCAUAAUUUAUUUGAAUGGCAUUGUUUUCAACUGAUAUAAUGUCACAUCGAUGGCCUUAUGUAUUAUUUCAUAAUUUUAAUCUGAAUGUAUGAAUUAUACGGUAGAGGCUUGCACAAUUUAAAUUAUAUUGGAUCAUCUGAAUUAAGAAAUUCAAAUAAAAAAGAAACGGUACA
This is a messenger RNA of Penaeus chinensis, 1138 nucleotides long. RefSeq lists its product as uncharacterized. The coding region runs from base 16 to 912 and encodes 298 amino acids. The transcript is spliced from 2 exons. NCBI's taxonomy places the organism in Eukaryota, Metazoa, Arthropoda, Malacostraca, Decapoda, Penaeidae. The record is from RefSeq and is a predicted model, not a curated record.